UGUGAUUUCAGUCGUUGUGAAACAAACAGAGACCAGUCAAACACUGUCACAGUGAAAAGACCGGAGAUGGCGCUGAGAGCUUGUGGCUUUAUAGUGUUUCGACGUCUAGCCAGCUGUAUUCCCCCACCAGACAACAUCGAGUACCUCCUCCUGCAGACCUCUUAUGGGAAACACCACUGGACCCCCCCCAAAGGUCACGUGGACCCAGGUGAGGAUGAUCUCACCACGGCACUGAGAGAGACCAAGGAGGAGGCGGGGCUGGGUGCAGAGCACCUGCAGGUGAUUGAAGACUUUGUGCAGGAGCUGCACUAUGAGGUGCAAGGCAGACCCAAGGAGGUGCUGUACUGGCUGGCCGAGCUGAGAGACCCAGGGACAGCAGUGACUUUGUCUGACGAGCACCAGGACUACCGCUGGGCCCGGCUGGAGGAGGCUUGCAAUCUGGCCCAAUACAAAGAUCUGCAGGACACACUGAGAGCAGCACAAAGGCACUUACAGGCUCAGCAGGACAAACAGUGAUAUGAUGGGAUUUAAACCCUACUGAGGGGACAAUUCAAGAUUGGAAAUAACUGUCAUCUGGUAUGCGGGAACCACAUUAUUUUGGCAUCCAGUGUGAAAGUACAGCCUUUACUAAUGUAAUUUAAUGAUGCUGUCUAUUUCUGCUUUUACUGUUUGUCUUUGUUUAAAGACUUUGUCUCUAGUGUGCAGUCAUAUGUGGAGACACAAUUGAUUUUCUUCACUCAAAACAAAGGUGAGCAGGAAGGAAAUUAAAAAUUGCAAACCAGAUUAGUGAUUUUAUCACAGUCACUUCACAAAAUGAUGAUUAUCUGUGUGUCUUUGAAUCUUAUUAGUGAUGUUGCUGCUUUGAAUGUAAAAAAACUAAAACUAAAUUAAGGAGGCAGCCUCUUAGUCCCACUGGAAGUCAGUAAAAACAAACGGACCUAAAGAGGAGAAUGUGUCAUUUGUGGUGAUACUGUUUUAUCUGUCUGUUGUUUGAAUCAGAUUUAGCCAAAAUAAAAAAUGUUCCUACUUCUCAA
Molecule: messenger RNA, 1034 nt
Organism: Seriola aureovittata
Lineage: Eukaryota; Metazoa; Chordata; Actinopteri; Carangiformes; Carangidae
Gene: nudt2
Product: nudix (nucleoside diphosphate linked moiety X)-type motif 2
Exons: 3
Coding region: 67-516 (149 amino acids)
Biological process (GO): ATP biosynthetic process; AMP biosynthetic process
Molecular function (GO): bis(5'-nucleosyl)-tetraphosphatase (asymmetrical) activity
Source: RefSeq, a predicted model, not a curated record